Aureobasidium uvarum is the source of this 1119-nucleotide messenger RNA. The record is from the annotation of a GenBank genome assembly. Lineage: Eukaryota; Fungi; Ascomycota; Dothideomycetes; Dothideales; Saccotheciaceae.
AUGGAUCAGUUUUACUUGAAAAAUGCAGCGCUUUAUCAGACUUACGUCGACAAAGUCGAUCCAACCGAGCCUCAACUUCACUUUUCGAAUUUGCCGCCUCAGGCACCAAAGACCGUCACAGACAACGAUAAUCCCAACAUGGCCAUCAGCGUUCGCAUCCGCCCAAUGCUGCAAGACGACAUUACUUCAGGCUUUCCUUGUGCUGUAUACCCUCGUCCUCACGAUCCGACAGCCGCACACCAAACCAUAGAUCUCCAUGAUCUCUACAACCAUCCACGAAGACCUCGUCCUGUUCUGAGGUCCUCGACGCAUAAGCUUCAGACUGUGUUCGAUGCCAGCGCGAGCACAACGCAGGUCUAUGAUGAGGUUGUGCGUGACUUGGUGCUAUCUGCUGUAGAUGGCAAGCUAGGAACUCUCUUUGCAUACGGGCAGACUAGCUCUGGCAAGACCUUCACCGUCACAGAGUUGCAAAAACUCGCCGUUGCAGACUUGUUGGACCGUCAGACUGAGUUACAUGUCACUAUCAUUGAACUGGCAGGCAAUGUAGCCUUCGACCUUCUCAACCAACGCGAGAAGAUCGCUGUCCGCGAAGAUGCAUCUGGAACCACGCAACUUGUUGGCGCCAUCGAGCAUCAAGUUGCCGACAAAGAGCAAGCUUUUGACUUGCUAGAGAAAGCAAUGUCCUUCCGCCGUGCUGCACCAACCCUCAAGAACCCCGCCUCCUCACGCUCCCACUGUAUUUGCCGCAUCAAAGUCACCUCGCCUGGCUCGCCAACACCAGGUUUCCUCUACAUGGUUGACCUCGCCGGCUCCGAGAUCGCCCGCGACGUAACCGCCCACGGACCCGAAUUAAUGCGCGAGACGCGUGAAAACAACGUCAGCCUCUCAGUCCUCAAAGACUGCAUUCGGCAAAGAGCACUGGCAGCAACGAGCAAGAAGAAAGUGCAUGUGCCGGUAAGAGGCAGCACAUUGACAAAGAUCUUGAAGCAUGUGUUUGAUGUCGAGGGAGGCUCAGACUGCAGGACUGUGGUUAUCGCGUGUGUGAACCCGAGCCUGGCGGACGUUGCGUCGUCGAAGAAUACGCUUAGGUACGCCGAGUUGCUGGGGAAGAUAGAUUGA